Phacochoerus africanus (Common warthog) is the source of this 2114-nucleotide messenger RNA. It is a transcript of the gene EHF, whose product is annotated as ETS homologous factor. Gene Ontology annotation, biological process: regulation of transcription by RNA polymerase II; cell differentiation. Gene Ontology annotation, cellular component: nucleus. The transcript is spliced from 9 exons. NCBI's taxonomy places the organism in Eukaryota, Metazoa, Chordata, Mammalia, Artiodactyla, Suidae. The record is from RefSeq and is a predicted model, not a curated record. The coding region runs from base 214 to 1116 and encodes 300 amino acids. Gene Ontology annotation, molecular function: DNA-binding transcription factor activity, RNA polymerase II-specific; sequence-specific DNA binding.
ACCUGCCAGCCCUUUCUUGGCCUGAGGCAAACUUCUUCCAGAAGUUGAUUGAGUCUUUUUUUGAACCAUGAAGAGGGUCUUCUGUUUUUUGUGUGUGACACUGGGCCUUGGAGCCUAUGACUGUCUCUUAGAGAUGAUUUUGGGGUCCCUCUUAGUAACCUUUGAGAAGAAUUCCCUCGGUAGAGCUAACGAUAUAUUCUGGUUAAUGAGAUCAUGAUUCUGGAAGGAAGUGGUGUAAUGAAUCUCAACCCCAGCAACAACCUCCUCCACCAGCCGCCGGCCUGGACAGACAGCUACCCCACGUGCAAUGUUUCCAGCGGGUUUUUUGGAGGCCAGUGGCAUGAAAUCCAUCCUCAGUACUGGACCAAGUACCAGGUGUGGGAGUGGCUCCAGCACCUCCUGGACACCAACCAGCUGGAUGCCAGCUGCAUCCCUUUCCAGGAGUUUGACAUCAAUGGCGAACACCUCUGCAGCAUGAGUCUGCAGGAGUUCACCCGGGCGGCGGGGACGGCGGGGCAGCUCCUCUACAGCAACUUGCAGCAUCUCAAGUGGAACGGCCAGUGCAGCAGUGACCUGUUCCAGUCUACACACAACGUCAUUGUCAAGACCGAACAAACCGACCCUACCAUCAUGAACUCCUGGAAAGAAGAAAACUAUUUAUUCGACCCCAACUAUGGUAGCACAGUAGAUUUGUUGGACAGCAAAACUUUCUGCCGGGCCCAGAUCUCCAUGACAACUACUGGUCACCUUCCCGUUGCAGAGUCACCUGAUAUGAAAAAGGAGCAAGACCACCCUACAAAGUCCCACACCAAAAAGCACAAUCCUCGAGGGACUCACUUAUGGGAAUUCAUUCGAGACAUUCUCCUGAACCCAGACAAGAAUCCGGGGUUAAUCAAGUGGGAAGACCGGUCUGAGGGCAUCUUCAGGUUCUUGAAAUCAGAGGCCGUGGCACAGCUCUGGGGGAAAAAGAAAAACAACAGCAGCAUGACCUACGAAAAACUCAGCCGAGCCAUGAGAUAUUACUACAAAAGAGAGAUUCUGGAACGUGUGGAUGGAAGAAGACUGGUAUAUAAAUUUGGGAAGAAUGCACGUGGAUGGAGGGAAAAUGAAAACUGAAGCUGGUAACACCUCGAACACAAACCCACCCCAAGUGACAACCAAUCAAGAAGUCCUCAGACAUAAAUAUUUCAAAGACUACUUUUCUCUGAUAUUUAUGUACUUUGAGGGGAAAAUGAAACCACAUCUACUUCUAAAGGGAAGAAGGAACAGGACCGUUGAUAAAAUUAUCUUGUUACUUUUGAAGUAUGUCCUAUAUGGGGAACAAACGUACACAGUAUUCUGUGACAUAUGAUGCUCUAUGUGGUUUGUGAUUUGUCGUUGCCUGCAUUGUGAAGUUCUUUUCCGCUGCAAGAAGAACCGAGUUUGUAGCCUUGUGCUUCUUGCUAAGAGAAAGGAAAAAAAAAAAAAUCAGAGGGCAUUAAAUGUUUUUGUAUGCAGAAUGAUUUAGGAAAAGGAGAUGUGUCCCCCCCACAGAAGCAUCCAUCCACGUGGCCUUUUCAAGAGAGGUGAGCAUGGUUGCCAGGAUGAACAUCGGGGUCUCAGCUUGAUGAGCUGAACCAGGAGGAUGCUGGGAAGUUUAACCUGACCUUCAGGAGCCUGUGAGUGGAGAAGAAGGACUUCCAAAACCCCGGGUGGACUAUAAUCACUGCAUAAUCCCAUGGCUUUCAUGUUUAAAUCAGCGAGAAGAAAAAUGGUGGAGGGGCUUUAUACUCGUUCAGGAAUGAUUUACCUGGUGCUAAGGCUCUCUUCCCUCCUCCCCCUUGGAGGAUGGGUGAAAAACAUCAGUUGCCACCUCUGCUCACUGUUAGUAAUUUAAGAGAAGGUCCAGCCUUGGUUAUUUUUACCCCAGUUGCUUGCUUUGCUCUGGUACUCCCAAGGUCCAUGGUUUCUCAAUUGGCACAGCUGACACUUUGGCUGUCUUAUUCUUUGCUGUAUGUUAUUUGGCUGCCCUGCGUGUUGUGGGAUGUUCAACAGCAUCCAUGACCUCUAUCUACGAGAUGUCAAUAGCACGCUGGUCCCCGAAAUUGUGACAAUAAAAUUAUCUCCAGACAUUG